Guillardia theta CCMP2712 is the source of this 582-nucleotide messenger RNA. RefSeq lists its product as hypothetical. The record is from RefSeq and is a predicted model, not a curated record. The transcript has a single exon. The coding region runs from base 1 to 582 and encodes 193 amino acids. NCBI's taxonomy places the organism in Eukaryota, Cryptophyceae, Pyrenomonadales, Geminigeraceae.
AUGGAAGAAAGAAGUAGACGUGUUGCAUUCACAGAACACUCUAUGGAGCACAUGCUGGCACCAGCGCACAUGCUGGCACCAGCGCACAUGCUGGCGCCUGCUCCUGCUGCGGUUCCCCUAGGCAUGCAACACCCGCAUCGAUGGCAUCAUCACUGGAAUUUUGUGCACAAGGAAGACAACGUCGCUAAUCCGCUGUUCAACAUGGCAGCAGAGCGGGGCAAUGGGAGCAUGUCUUGCUGGGUAGACUCACUCUCCUCAUGCUCUUCAUCCCUCUCCUGCACCAGCACAUCCACGGGAUCAAUCCACCGCACAGAGAACGCUGCUGUCUUCCAGUCCAACGGCAAUGCAGGAGCGCAUUUCGAGCCCCUUCACUCCACCAAGAUGGAGUGGGUAUGGCCUCCUGUUGGAUGGUCCGAGAUGGACAGGAAGCGGGCAGCUCGCGUCCCCGGCGUCGGGAAGACGCUGCUGAACCUCGAGCAGUACGAAAGCCCUCCCCCCGAGGACAAGGAUGGGCUGGAUGACGACUCUGAGCUGACUAUGGGGCCAGGGGAUCCCUACAAGAUGAAGAGGAGGAGGGUUUGA